CUCCUUUGUGCUUUGAACCUUGGUUUGCAUCAUGGACUAUGUGCAAUGGCGCCGGGGACGCAAGUACCUUGGUAUGAACAUUGGAGUGAUGGCGUACACUACCCUCCUGGCGUUUGAGGCGUGGUUGUUGGCAAACGAGACCUGCGGUAGACCCUUUCCUGUUCAUCAAUGGAUAGAUAGAGAGUCCAGACUUCGGUCUUUCGCCAUGGAGCCGAAGAUCAUGAAAUCAGGGUCGGGGAGGCCGAUGUCAAUCACGUAUCCCUACGUCUCCAUUGGAGGAACGCUGGAUCUGAAUGAUGCUUGGAGAUGCCGUUUCCGGGAAUGACGAUUCUGGGGAGGCGAUUCCCCGGAAAGAGAGAAAGGCGGGGAGUUGGAGAACACGGAGUUCGCCUUUUCUUUCGGACUGGGUCACGAUGUGGCACGUCUUGGAGGCAUUGUGUCGGGGUUGGAAGCCGAUUAGGACCAUGGAUGGGCUUGGAGGGAAAGGUCCGGAUCGGGAUCUUUGUCUAAUUGUGGGUUUAGCUGUCGGGAUUGG
Aspergillus piperis CBS 112811 is the source of this 535-nucleotide messenger RNA. RefSeq lists its product as uncharacterized. The record is from RefSeq and is a predicted model, not a curated record. NCBI's taxonomy places the organism in Eukaryota, Fungi, Ascomycota, Eurotiomycetes, Eurotiales, Aspergillaceae. The transcript has a single exon. Bases 32 to 325 code for a protein of 97 amino acids.